This is a messenger RNA of Brachypodium distachyon (stiff brome), 1875 nucleotides long. RefSeq lists its product as uncharacterized. Lineage: Eukaryota; Viridiplantae; Streptophyta; Magnoliopsida; Poales; Poaceae. The record is from RefSeq and is a predicted model, not a curated record. The transcript has 3 exons. Bases 382 to 1518 code for a protein of 378 amino acids.
UCUUCUUCUUCUUCUUCUUCUCGAGAGAGAGACCAUUUGCCUCGGCCGCUCCACGAACACGCGCAUCCGGGUAAUCAGGCAAAGAAAGAGAGAGAGAGAGAGAGAGCGCUCAAUCAUCAUCAGCGGGGCGGAGAAUAAAACCAUCUGUCGGUCCCCAAUACUUGUUUACUAGCUUAGCUUAGCCGCCGCGCGCCACGGUUUGCUGCCCAGCUUCUUCUUCCUCCUCCUCUUAAAAGGCUCCCCCUUUCAUCUGCUUCCCCUCCUCCUCCUGCCCAGCCAGCCAGCAACCCAAGAGAAACAGGCAUCCAUCCAGUCAUAUACCUUUAGUUUGUUCAUAUCAGAUCAAGCAAUUCCAAGAGGCUCCGACGCGCGAUUCAGAGGAUGCAUCUGCUGGGAGGGAAGAUGAAGGGCGGGGGAGGGAUAGGGGAGAUGGGCAGCAGCAUUAGCCCGCUGGUGUCCUUCACGCUGGGAGCCGCCAUGGCCACCGUCUGCGUCCUCUUCUUCAUGUCCGCCAGCCCAGGCCGCAGCCUAGUCGACAUCGCCGCGUGGAGCCACAACAACGGCACCGCCGCACAGCACCACCAACGCCAUCUCUCCCUGCCCAACGUCACCGCCGCCGCCGCCAAAGCAGCCGCGGCUCCGGCGCCCGCCCCGGCCGUCCCGUCACCGUACGGGGACCUGGAGGAGGUGCUGAAGCGAGCUGCGACGGCGGACCGGACGGUGAUCAUGACACAGAUCAACGCGGCGUGGACGAAGCCGGGGUCGCUGCUGGACCUCUUCUUCGAGAGCUUCAGGACGGGAGAAGGCGGCGUGGCCAAGCUCCUGGACCACCUUGUCAUCGUCACCAUGGAUCCCGCGGCGUACGAGCAGUGCCAGGUGGUGCACCCGCACUGCUACUUCUUAAGGACCAGCAAUGGCGUCGACUACCGGUCCGAGAAGAUGUUCAUGAGCAAGGACUACCUGGAGAUGAUGUGGGGCCGCAACAAGUUCCAGCAGACCAUCGUCGAGCUCGGCUACAACUUCCUCUUCACGGACGUGGACGUGAUGUGGUUCCGUGACCCGUUCAAGCACAUCUCCAUGGGCGCCGACAUCGCCAUCUCCAGUGACGUCUUCAUCGGGGACCCUUACAGCCUCGGCAACUUCCCCAACGGCGGCUUCCUCUUCGUCCGGUCCUGCCCCAAAACCAUCGAGUUCUACCGCCAUUGGCAGGAAGGCAGGUACAGGUUCUACGGGAAGCACGAGCAGGACGUGUUCAACCUCAUCAAGCACGAGAUGACCGACUCCAUCGGCAUCUCCAUCCAGUUCCUCGACACCACCUACAUCAGCGGCUUCUGUCAGCUCAGCAAGGACCUCAACAAGAUCUGCACUCUGCAUGCCAAUUGCUGCGUUGGGUUGGGCGCCAAGCUCCAUGAUCUUAGGAAUGUGCUCGAUGUGUGGAGGAACUAUACCGGUGCGCCGGUGCAGGAGAAGAGGGCUGGCAGGUUUCAGUGGAAGCUUCCUGGCAUCUGCAUCCACUGAUGAACUUGCAUGCAAGGAUUGUUCAGAACAGCUAGCUGAUUCAGUUGUUGUUCCGUGCCUGCGUUUCUAUUCUUUAUGUUCUUCUUCUUGUUCCUUUCCGAUCUUCUUCGGGUGCAAAUUGAUUACAGAGGGAUGGAGGGAUUGAGAGGCAUCGAUCGAUCGAUUCUUUGGGGCGAAAGCUUAGAUGAUCUAGUAGUAAGUUAAUACUCCUAUGUAUGUAUGUAUUUAUGUACACAAUAUACAAACACAGCUAGCUUAGUGUGCAGUGCAGGAGAUGUACUGUCUGGCCUGGCUUUGCUAGUUCUUCCCUGUAAUUAAAGAUGAAUGGACGCAACAGCUUAAUUGCUAUACCGUGAA